CUCAUUAUAAGCAAGAAGAUUCAAACAUAUUUGCUAACAAAACUUCAGAAUCAUUGGAAAAAUUACCCAAAAAACAGCAUGUAUUGGGUCAAAUCUGGAUCAGCUUUCUUCUUUGUGCUGAUCAUAUUAAUGCCGCCGGCGCAAUCUGUAACACAACCCAGUUCAAACUGCACCACCACAUGCGGCGGUGUCAACAUCCCAUUCCCUUUUGGCACAAACCCAGAUUGCUAUCUAGAACCGUCUUAUCUUAUCGUUUGUAACGACACCCAUUUCAAUCCUCCCCGUCCAUUUCUGGGUUCUGACACCGAUAAUCCCACCCAAGUGAUCGAGGUAAUGCCCGACGGACAAAUGAGGGUCUCAUCACCUGUCGGUCGCAGUUGCUACAACCAAUCCGGCGCUGAAAUCAACGACCAGACCUUAAACGCUACCCAACUUCUCCCAGACAACUUCUUCUUCUCCAAUACGAAAAACAAGUUAAUGGGUAUUGGUUGCGAUACUUUGGUAGUAGGUGUAGGCGACUUAAAUGUUAACUUUACUUCUGCUUGUGUAUCUCUCUGCGCUACUCCUCAGGAUGUUAUCAAUGGAUCUUGCUCUGGUUUCGGGUGUUGCCAGACUUCAAUACCCAAACAGGCAAAGAAUUAUGGGCUUGGAAUUGUCAGUUUAGAUAAUCAUACGAAUGUUUGGGAAUUUGAUCCGUGCAGCCAUGCUUUUCUUGGCGAAACCAACGCUUUCAACUUUACAUUAUCCGACAUUCGCGGCCUUUUAGAUAGGAAGAGUUUCCCUGUUAUGUUGGAUUGGGCGAUUGGGAAUGAGAAUUGUGAAGAAGAAAAGAUGAAUUCUUCGAGCUUCGCUUGCAAAGCGAUAAAUAGUGAUUGCAUUGAUUCGACGAAUGGACCUGGCUAUUUCUGCAAUUGCUCUUCUGGGUAUCAAGGAAAUCCUUAUCUUGUUAAUGGUUGUCAAGAUAUUGAUGAAUGCAAACCAGCUUCAAAUCCCUGUAAUUCGAGCGCAAUAUGCGUCAAUUCAGGGGGAACUUUCUCUUGUUCUUGUUUGAAAGGAUUUGUAGGAGAUGGUUUGAGAAACGGAACAGGCUGCACACCAAAGGAUCGGUCUAAUGGAUCUACCUUGCUUAUCAUAGCUCUAAGUGUUACUGUUGGCCUGUUAGUCCUGGUAGUUGUAGGCUCAUGGUUAUAUUGGAUUCAAAGGAAAAGAAAGAUCAUAAAGCUUAGGGAAAAUUUCUUCCAACAAAACGGCGGCUCGUUACUACAACAGAAGCUCUCACAAGAUGAAUCCUCGACACGCAAUCAAACUACAAGGAUUUUCACUAUCGAAGAUCUCAAGAAGGCGACGAACAACUAUAGUGAAGACAGAGUUAUCGGGCAGGGCGGAUUCGGAACAGUCUACAAAGGAGUAUUGCCCGAUGACAGGGUUGUCGCCAUUAAGAAAUCUAAGAUAAGCGACGAAAGCCAAACAGAGCAAUUCGUUAAUGAAGUAAUCAUCCUCUCUCAAAUCAAUCAUAGAAACGUGGUGAAGCUUAUAGGAUGCUGUCUAGAGACGGAAGUCCCUUCUUUAGUUUACGAGUUCAUCACUAAUGGAACUCUUUCCGAACGCAUUCAUGAUGAUGAUUCUGCACUCCCUUUGCUCACGUGGGAAAUGCGUUUGAAGAUAGCUGCAGAUACCGCAGGUGCAUUGGCUUAUUUACAUUCGGAUGCUUCUAUCCCGAUAAUCCAUAGGGAUAUCAAAACCGCUAAUAUACUUUUGGAUGACAUGUAUACCGCAAAAGUUUCUGAUUUCGGGGCUUCGAAACUGGUUCCUGCUGAUAAAACCGAAAUAGCUACUCUUGUUCAAGGGACUUUCGGAUAUUUGGAUCCUGAAUAUUUCUUUUCAAACCAAUUAACUGAGAAGAGCGACGUUUAUAGCUUCGGGGUAGUCCUGGUGGAGUUACUAACAGGUGAAAAGGCGUUAUGUUAUGAUAGGCCUGACAAGCAUAAGAACUUAGCUAUGUAUUUCGUUUGUGCAAUGAAAGAAGACAGGCUUGUAGAAAUUCUCGACAAUAAAAUUGCUAACCGUGAAACUUUCGAAGAAAUGAAUGGAGUGGCGAAGAUCGCACAAAAAUGCUUGAGGAUGACGGGAGAUGAGAGGCCUAUCAUGAAAGAAGUGGCGAUAUUGCUUGAUGGGCUAAAGAAAACCGAGAAUCAUCCCUGGGAAGAGUCAAAUUCUUAUCCUGAAGAAACUAAGUUACUUCUUGACAUCGAUUAUAAAGAGGUUCUUAGCGAUGGAAAUGGUUAUUCGGAAAGCGCUGGUUUUAAUAGUUUGAAGGAUCGGAUGAUGAAUCGAUUAGAUGGCGGACGUUAAAUAUGUAUUCUGUGAUUGCGGGUUGGAAGAAUAUAUUGGUACACAAUUGUAUGUUGUAUUAAGUGUUUAUCAUACUUGAACUAUGUUUGUAUUGUUCAUGUUAAUCAAUAUUGAAUGUUAUUAAAUUGUGUACCUCAUCAUUUUCAAUUAUA
Molecule: messenger RNA, 2504 nt
Organism: Impatiens glandulifera
Lineage: Eukaryota; Viridiplantae; Streptophyta; Magnoliopsida; Ericales; Balsaminaceae
Product: putative wall-associated receptor kinase-like 16
Exons: 3
Coding region: 79-2352 (757 amino acids)
Biological process (GO): protein phosphorylation; cell surface receptor signaling pathway
Cellular component (GO): plasma membrane
Molecular function (GO): calcium ion binding; polysaccharide binding; protein serine/threonine kinase activity
Source: RefSeq, a predicted model, not a curated record